AUGCGCAACUCGUCGGCGAUGAGCAGCAACAAGCUCGCGCUGCACGCCCACCUCAAGGCUCGAGGGCACAUGGCCGACAUGCGCCCAGGACCGGCGCACCCGCCGCGCCUCGCUGUUCACGCCGCCUCUCCUCGCCCUCCCGAUUCGGCCAACGUCUUCUCGCCGACCCUCGUCGACCUGGCGCCGCCGCCCAAGCCCUCCCGCAACUCGCUCUUCGACCUCGACUGGGGCACCCUGUCACCCGCACCGCCGCCGUCGAGGAGCAGGUCGUCAACGGCCGAGUCGCAGUUCUCCGAGUCGAGCAGCGCGACGGGCGCGAGCACGACAGCGAGCACGGCCGCGAGCAGCGUGCGGCGCAACUGGAUGGACGUCGACUACUCGCCGCCGCUCCAGUCGAGCAUCCCCGCUCCGGCCGGCCUCGCAGCGACGGCGCUCGUGCCGCCCUCGCCUCUCGACCGCAGCGACACGUACAAGCUGCGGCUCGACACGACGCCCAUGCCCGGCGCCAAGGGCGACGCCGGCUUCGACUGGCCGCUCACGCCGCCGUCGCCGACGGCGCAGCCGCCACGCCCCUUUCCGACGCUCCCACCCUUCCAGCCCUCGCCGCCAUUCGUCGCCGUCACCUCCCUCGGCCACGCGCCCGUCCCUCCCGCUUCCCCCUCCAUCGCCUCGACAGCGUCCCCACCCCUUUCCUCGACUCGACCCUCCUUCCCGCACCGCAUCUCGUCGACGAGCUCGAACCCGCCCGACCCAUGUGCGCCUCUCCCGCCGACGGCCGGCCACUCGUCCAACCCGCUCCUCGACACGCGUCGCUCCCCCUCGUUGCGCAUGACGCCGACCCCGCCGUACCUCCUCGGCGAGGGUCGCCACGCGACCGUCUACCUCGCGAGCUACGCCCGCCCCGGCGACGCAGCCGAGCCGUGGCGGCUGUGCGCCGCCAAGCGUCUCGCGCCCGACCGCGAGAGCCAGGUCUCGGGCCUCGGCGAGGCCUUCAUCCUCGCCAAGCUCGCCGGCGCCGGGCGCACGAGCGACGACGAGCGGCGCGAGGGCGGGAGCCGGUUCGUCCUGCGGCUGUACGGCGUGCGGGACGAGCGGGACGGUCUCGAGGCGCCGCUCGCGCUCGCCGCCGUGUCGCAGGCGGGCAGCGCAUCGGUGAGCCGGCGCGCAUCGGCGUCGUCGUCCAAGCGGUGGAGCAUGGGCAGCAUGGGCAGUGCGGGAUCGCCGCGGGCAGCAGAGGGCGCGUCGGGCGUCCCGCCCAGCCCGCUCGGGCGCACGUUCCCGGACGUGACGGACCGCCUCGACGUCCCGCUCUUGCCGAGCGAGCGACGGCGGCCGCUCUCGCUCAAGCUCGACGGCGAGACGAGCCCGGGCGCGCGCAAAAAGGCGUCGCGCCACUCGGACCUGUCGCAGUUCGGACACGGGCACUCGCGCCUGUCGCUCCUGUCGCACGCGCUCGAGCCGCCCCUGUCGUCGUCCAAGCGGCGCAUCACGCUCUCGGGCACGGCGACGGCCAACCCGGGCACGCCCGCGUCGCCCGCCUCGCCGCCACCGAGUGCGCUUGCGCCCGCCCUCCCGAUCUCGCCCAGCUCGGCGCCGCAACUCGGCCCAGCCCUCGCGCCCGUCCCUCGCAUCGACAUCCUCCUCGAGUACUGCCCGCGAGGCCACGUGCUCCAGUUUGCGCGGUGCCACCCCGACCUCGUCGACAAGGCGAGGUGGAUCGACUGGGCGGGACAGCUCGCGAGCGCCGUCAGCUGGGCGCACGAGAAGGGCGUCCUCCACGCCGACAUCAAGCCGCAGAACGUGCUUGUCGCACCCGACCUCACCCUUCGCCUCUCGGACUGGGGCACCUCGCUCUUCCUCCCUCCCCCUUCUUCUCCUCUACACCGCUUCCCGACCGACCCGCACGGCCUCGGCACCCCCUCGUACUCGCCGCCCGAGUUCGUUCAGCGCCUCCCCUCGCCGUUCGGCUACGCCUCGGACGUCUUCUCGCUCGCCCUCACCCUCAGCACGCUCCUCACGGCGCGCGAGCCGUACGACGGCCUGCGCGCCAUCGAGCGCAUGCUGCACGUCGCGAGCGGCGGGUGGUGGGAGUGGGAGGAGCGGCGGCGCCUGCGCGAGGAGGGCGACGAGGCCGAGGUGGCGCUCUCGAGGGCGGGCAGCAUCCGCAGCACGCGCUCAGCCGCGAGCAGGAGGGGUCGCACGAGGAGCGACAGCCUCGAGUCGGUGCGCAGCGUCGUCUCGAACGCGCCCGACGCCUUGUCCGGCCCGCACGACUGGGACGCCGUCAAGCGGUCGCUCCUCCUCGUCGACCAGGACGACGCAUCGCUCGACGCCGCCAACGUGGCCUUGAGCGAGCGGGACCGCGCCUCGCUUGCGUCGUCGCAGCCGCACUCGCCCGUCGGCGAGCUCGACGACGACCCGCCGACGCGCACCUACCCGGGCACGGCGACGCCCGUCCAGUACUUCCUGUCGGGCACUCGGGCGCCGCAGGACGUCGUCCCACUCGCGGCGCGUGAGCUCCUGCGCCGCAUGGCGAGCCCGGCGCCGAGCGCGAGGCCGAGCGCGGCUGAGGUGGUCGACGAGCUCAGGAGGGUCGCGAGCGCCGAGGGCGUCGCUGUGUCGUGGUGA
Rhodotorula graminis WP1 is the source of this 2628-nucleotide messenger RNA. RefSeq lists its product as uncharacterized. The transcript is spliced from 3 exons. The record is from RefSeq and is a predicted model, not a curated record. The coding region runs from base 1 to 2628 and encodes 875 amino acids. Lineage: Eukaryota; Fungi; Basidiomycota; Microbotryomycetes; Sporidiobolales; Sporidiobolaceae. Gene Ontology annotation, molecular function: protein kinase activity; ATP binding. Gene Ontology annotation, biological process: protein phosphorylation.